Molecule: messenger RNA, 1682 nt
Organism: Diorhabda carinulata
Lineage: Eukaryota; Metazoa; Arthropoda; Insecta; Coleoptera; Chrysomelidae
Gene: shf
Product: protein shifted
Exons: 8
Coding region: 310-1368 (352 amino acids)
Biological process (GO): anatomical structure development
Cellular component (GO): extracellular region; cell surface
Molecular function (GO): signaling receptor binding
Source: RefSeq, a predicted model, not a curated record
GGUUUUCAUUAGGAGAUGAUAUGAACCUGAAAAUGUAAAUAAAGUUUUUAGUUCAUGUAAACAAAAUACAUGGUAUUUAAACAAGCUAGGAAAUACUUAUUUUUAGCAGAAUUUUGUACCAGACGCGAUCAUGAACUGAUCAAGUUAUUGCUUUAGUUAUGUAUUGGAAGAUAACUUGGAAAGAAAGGCUUUUUAGGUAUUAGUAUCGCUUUGCACUGUAACAUUCUCCCGCAAUCUGCAAUGCCUACUUUUAUGUAUUUUAAAAUACUACAAAACAUUCAAGAGGAAUGAAGCUUAAAAUACUAAUGCAUGUAUACCAAGCAUUCUGUGAUGUGGACAUGUAAUUUGAUUAUUUUAAUAUUUAAUAUUCAAUUGGUACUAUCUCGAAAUGACCCAAAAAAUGAUCCUAGGAAUAAUGGAGAUUUAGCAUUAUGGAUAGACGAAAAACAAGUCAAAAUGUUCAGUGGGAUGUCAAUGGAAAUUUAUGCUAUAGUAAAUGGAAAUGUACUACCAUAUAUUUUGGACCCAAAUUUUGAAAAAUAUCUUCCAGUUAUUCCAUCUGAAGUUAGUUAUGUGAAUUUUACUUGGAAAGCUGGGAAUAAAAAAUACUACUACCAUUUUGAUAGACUUCAGUCUUAUGACCAAAGUAUUCUAGAAGCGCCUGUUAUUUCAAUUAAAACUAAAGGUAGAGUUCCAAGGCGUCCCAAAGAAUUUAGCAUUUUAUUACCAUGUUUGGGUAACAGUUCUGGUAUUGCUAAGUUUGGAAUUGGACUACUUAUUGAAAGCAGGAAAGGAAAACCUUUAAAUGGAACACCGUUAAGAUUAAAACUCAAAAAGGAGUGCGCUCAACGAAAUCCCGAUCCCGAAUGUGAUAAAAAAUGUGCCAACCAAGGUAGAUGUAACCAUGAAAAAAUUUGUCAGUGUCCUGAAGGUUACAUGGGACCUUAUUGCCGAACUGCAUUAUGUUAUCCACAGUGUAUGAAUGGAGGAAAUUGUACUUCCCCCGGGAUUUGUAGCUGUCCUCCUGGAUUUCAAGGAAGGCAUUGCGAAGGAGGCAUAUGCGGUGAAAAAUGUCUUAAUGGUGGAAAAUGUAUUCAAAAAGAUACUUGUGAAUGCUCUAAGGGAUACUAUGGUCCUCACUGUGAAUACUCACGCUGCAUUAUUCCUUGUUUGAAUGGGGGAAAAUGCAAAGCUGUAAAUAAAUGUCGCUGUCCAAGAGGAUUCCGAGGUGAUCAUUGUGAAAUUGGAAGGGCUAAACCAGCUAGAAGUAAUUGUCAAUUAGCCUGCAAGCAUGGUACAUGUGUAGAGGAUGCUUGUGUCUGUGAUCCUGGAUGGUAUGGCAGACUCUGUCACCACAUGAUCAUGUGAACGAGAUGUUAUCGAGACUAGACACAUAUUAUCUUAUCUACAACUCUCUUACUAAACUUCAGAUAUUCUUAAAUGUUUAUAUGUGACUCAUUAUGACAAUAGAACAUAUUGAAUAUAAAUAGCUUGUUAAUAAAUUUCUAAUUGCAUUACGAUUUAUUAUAUGUUUUAUAUAUAAAGUUUAUUGCAAGCUCUAAAUCCAAAGCAAGCCAAAAUAUUUUUGUAAAGUUUUUUAAAAAUAUUUAUAUUGAUUUUUGUGUGAUAUGACAAUUGUACGGAAUCUUAAAUAAUUUUGAAAAUAAAUGUUUCAAUAACAA